Messenger RNA from Drosophila eugracilis, 1844 nucleotides. RefSeq lists its product as uncharacterized. Bases 204 to 1739 code for a protein of 511 amino acids. The transcript has 4 exons. The record is from RefSeq and is a predicted model, not a curated record. NCBI's taxonomy places the organism in Eukaryota, Metazoa, Arthropoda, Insecta, Diptera, Drosophilidae.
CUACGUCUAAAGAUGCGCAGGCAACGUUGAAACUAUUAGAAUCCGAACCUUUGGAAACUGAUAUAAAAACUGACGGGCUGAAAACUUCCAAUUCUCAGUCACCAAAUAAGCCAAGGAUUUUUUUACCAAAAAAUAAACCAUCUGCCGCAACGAAACGCAGAUGGUCUUUAGCAUCCACUUCAUCUGAAGCUGUUGAAGUAAAUAUGAAACCAAUAUUUGAAGCAGCAAAAAAGUCUGGAAAUGUGAAUCUUAGUAAUCCGCAAAAAAUAUCUGAUUUAGAAGCGCAAGCCAAAGUCUCUGACCUACCACUAGCACCGUGUCUUGACAAACCUUCUGUGCUCGAUAUGGAGCACCGUGACGAUAACUCCUUUACCCCAUUGAAACGCAAGUGGUCGGUUUUCCGGGAUGAAAGAGCUAAAAUGAAGCUACCAAAGCAAACCAAUGAGGCUGUCAACAAUGAUCCAAAACUAAACGCGUUGCAUCAGUUUAAAAUUCCAAAACUUGGAACCAAAGAACCAACUGAACAACCGAAUCCAACUUCGACUUCGACCGAAGCGAAAACUACUACUACUACAACUAUAAAGACUUCACCAGCGACUGCAGUGAAGACAAUUGCUACCCAGGCAACAUCCUCGUCCAAUUUCAAGCAAAGGGUUCAACCAUUUCAGGCUCACUAUCUGAAUAAAAACUAUCAAAACGAUUAUCCGACGCAAGCUAGUAAAUUAUAUAUGAACCCAACUAUGAGGUUAAGCCAGGCAGCCUAUGCCGAACAGUAUUAUGCGGAUCAGUAUUAUGCGGAAAAGUAUUAUGAUCAUGUAUAUGCCGAUCAUGUUUAUAAUAGGACUCGAUCAAUGCAUCGUUCAGCGUAUAGUGCAUAUGAAGAGGAAUGCAUCAGAUAUAAUCAGUAUUAUGAACGAUAUUAUCAAAGGGCACAGGCUAUGCAAGCUAAUCAAUCAUAUUAUUAUGAUGACCCUAUGGAAAGGAAUAAUUAUCCAUCUCUAUCCUCUUCCAAUCUCUAUCCGAAGAGAUGUGAGCAACAUCUGCCAGAUGUGCAUGAUUACAACCGUUCGUUGUAUCCACCGCGUUUAGUUCAAAGAGACAUCCCUAAACAGCAUAUUGAGCCAUUGCAACCGAAUCGACUAGUAAAUUAUAUUUCGAAUGAGAUACCAAACCGUGAAUCAUACCGCCCAAUGACUGAAGAGUAUGCUGAGAGACACAUUCAGAUGCAAAAUGCUGAACAGCCACAAACAUCGAGUUCGGAAAGAUCUUCGAAAACCGAAUCUCGUUUGCAAACAAAAAUGGAUCGUAUCGUUAGGUCUGCCUUCGAGGGCCGCAAGUACAGGACCCUCAGGGAUCUCGUUAGCCGGACCAAUUUGUCAAAGAACAAUUUACGCAAGACUCUACAACGAGUUGCCAUUAAGAAGGAUUCAAAGUGGCGCAUCAGUAAGUUCUAUUUGGAUGCCUACAAUGCGGAGAUUACAGGAGAAACUCGAGAGUAUAGUAAUCAUGAGCCACUGGCCCUUAAUAGUGACUAUCGCAAAGUGAUCAAGUGCUAUAACGGAUUGAAGUUUCUACGCAUGGAUAGUUUAGUGGCAAAAUCUGGCCUACGUGAAAGUAAAUUGCGCGGCGUUUUGAAGAUGAUCGGUAAAAAGCGUUCUACGAAAUGGCGUCUCGAGAACUAUAGGAAGCCACUGAUUCACUUGCAUAGGGGUCACAAGAGCAAGGAGAGGGAUGACUAAAUAAAUUAUCGUUAAAAACAUAAAAUACUUACAUUUUUACACUGCACAUCAUAUCAUAUCAUAUAUCAUCGAAUCGAAUAAAACACACACCAGAUACACCUAAAA